Molecule: messenger RNA, 315 nt
Organism: Mesorhabditis spiculigera
Lineage: Eukaryota; Metazoa; Nematoda; Chromadorea; Rhabditida; Rhabditidae
Source: the annotation of a GenBank genome assembly
AUCUUCAACUGGGCCUCUCCGCCCGAGAAGCGCUUCCGGCAAAACGACCGACUCGAGGCGUUGGCCUGCAAGAAGGCGUUCAAGUACGCGCUGCACUUCGCCGGCGACGAGUACUACAAGGAGAUGCUGUCCAACUACGCGGCAAGGUGUUUCCACGAGCUCGGCGAGGAGCGCCUCCCCAGCGGAGCAUUCUCGACGAAACAACUCGUCACGUCCGGUGCCCCCUACUACUUCAUGCUCCUCGGGCUGAUGAGCUCGCAUUCCGUCGGCCUGGAGACGCUCAACACGAUCGGCAUCUUCCAGAGGGGGAGCAGU